AUGGAACACAGACAUUCGGGUGAACUCGCUAAUAAUUAUCAAGAUCGUAUACUUUCUAUACAAUACCAUGAAUUACUUCAACAAAAUCAGCCCAUGCUUAAUGAAUAUAUUGAAUUUUGUUCCGAACGACAUGUUUUACCUAUAUUCAAGUUCAACAUAAAGCAAUUAUAUCUAUAUGGAACUAUGAAAUCAGCUACAGAAGCAGAGCAACGAUUUUUCGAAAUACAAAACGAACUAUUUGUUCAAAAUGCUAAACAAGAAAGUGCAAGUAGCAUUCUUUGGUGGUAUGAAGCAUGGGAUGGUUCAUGGCAAAUGUAUAAUGUUAAAAUUAAAAAUGAGAUAGAACAUCAUUAUAAAUCAAAUAUAUUCAAUUUUACGUUAAUCAAUGAUAUUGGCGAAACAAUAUCUUUUGAUAUUAACAGGAGGGAAGAAAUUUAUGGUCAACGAAAAAAACGUAUCCGUCGCUCAAAGAUUGACGAAUUACAGCCAAACUACUGGACUCUUACUCCAUUGGCUUUAGAACGAUUUCUACUUGACGGAAUAUCAAAAGAGUAUCUGAUGGUUAGAGAUAAUUUUGACAAAAAAAUGGAAGGACAUUACGAGAUACUUAAAUCUAUUGAACGUAUUCAAAACUUAUGUUUAUUCAAGCAAUUUUGCGCAUUACAUGAAUGUUUUAUUAACAAAUACGGUAAUAAUGACUUUGCAGCUAUACAUUAUCUAUUUCAUGGUUGUCCUGAGUCGGCUUCGAAUCAAAUUAUUGAACGUGGUUUCAAUCGAAAUUAUUGUGGAAUUAAUGGAUGUUGUUACGGACGUGGAGUAUAUUUCUCAAAGCAUGCAGACUAUUCCAAUCGAUUUGCAAAAACAAAUGGAAACAAUGAAAAACGAAUGUUCUACAGUCGCGUUUUAAUUGGUCGAAGUAUGAUCGGUAACUCGACAAUAAACCAGCCAAACGAUGGAUUUGAUACAACAACGGAUGGUAAUCAUAUCUUUGUUUGCUAUCACGAUAGUCAAUGUUAUCCAGAAUAUUUGUUAACUUAUGUCUGA
Messenger RNA from Rotaria socialis, 1044 nucleotides. Lineage: Eukaryota; Metazoa; Rotifera; Eurotatoria; Philodinida; Philodinidae. The record is from the annotation of a GenBank genome assembly.